Messenger RNA from Ilex paraguariensis (yerba mate), 861 nucleotides. The record is from the annotation of a GenBank genome assembly. Lineage: Eukaryota; Viridiplantae; Streptophyta; Magnoliopsida; Aquifoliales; Aquifoliaceae.
AUGGAUGUUUCACUCAGUUUCUUUGACAAGGCAGCAGUGGAAACUGAAUCAGACCGGAUCAAAGGCUCAGUUAAUGCAUGGAGACUCUGCACUGUUACACAGGUUGAAGAACUCAAGUCCAUUAUCCGAUUACUCCCUAUAUGGGCCUCUGGCAUCAUCUUCAGCUGUGUCUACAGUCAAAUGGGCACUUUAUUUGUCCUCCAGGGCAACACAAUGGACCUUAACAUUGCCCAUUCAUUCCAAAUCCCCUCAGCUUCUCUCUCCCUUUUCGACACCAUCAGCGUAAUCUUUUGGGUUCCUGUCUACGACCGUGUUAUCGUGCCUUUGGCCCGGAGGCUCACGGGCCACAAAAAUGGUUUUACGCAGCUUCAGCGUAUUGCAAUUGGCCUUGUCAUCUCCAUUUUUGCUAUGUUGGCUGCUGGAACUUUAGAGCUCAUCAGGCUGAGACUUGUACGAGAGAACAAUUACUAUGAGCUCAAACACAUACCAAUAUCAGUUUUUUGGCAGGUGCCACAAUAUUUCAUAAUUGGUUGUGCAGAAGUUUUUACAUUCAUCGGUCAACUGGAGUUCUUCUAUGAGCAAGCCCCGGACGCCAUGAGAAGCCUGUGCUCGGCUCUUUCACUUACCACGGCCGCUCUCGGGAACUAUUUAAGCACUGUCUUGGUCAGUAUUGUUACAGAAUUGAGUACUAGGCAUGGUGGCCCUGGGUGGAUACCUGAUAACUUGAAUUAUGGACAUCUUCACUACUUUUUCUGGCUUCUGGCAGUGUUGAGUGUGCUCAAUUUGGGAAUGUACCUCUUGGUUGCAAAGUGCUACACGUAUAAGAAGGCAAUAGAUCCAUCAACUGAUACCAUGGCAUGA